GGAAGAGGAGGUGUGGGGCUGGAGGCUAGGCGGACAGAGGGAAGGGAGCAAAGCUGCUGGAGAGACAGAGAGCAGUGGACUGACUCUUAGCUCGGACAGGGUCAUUACAACAACCCCGGGAUUGUUUGGACUCAAUAUCAGUUCUCGUAACCAUGUCUACCAGAGGAAAGGGGAGCAGAUUCGGAUACAGAGGCAGUGUGAAAGACGCUCAGGACUUUUCCGCUAAUCAAGAUGCAGAAACGCUCUACAACGCAAUGAAGGGAUUUGGCAGCGAUAAAGAAACCAUCAUAGACUUAUUGACCUCCAGGUCCAAUGCUCAACGUCAGCAGAUCUGUGCGGGUUACAAGACUCUUUAUGGAAGGGACCUGAUCGAUGAUCUGAAGUAUGAACUAACUGGAAAAUUUGAGAGACUGAUCAUCGGCCUCAUGAAACCUCCUGCAGUUUAUGAUGCCAAAGAGCUGAGCGAUGCGAUCAAGGGAAUUGGAACUGAUGAGAAGUGUGUGAUUGAAGUUCUUGCAUCAAGAAACAACAAGCAGAUCCAUGAGCUGACUGAAGCUUAUAAAGAAGAGUAUGAGUCAGAUCUGGAAGCAGAUAUCGUUGGCGACACAUCGGGACACUUCAAAAAGAUGUUGGUGGUUCUCCUGCAGGGAACCAGAGAAAAAGAUGAUGUUGUCAGUGAAGAUCUGGUGGCCCAGGAUGCAAAGGAGCUGUAUGAAGCUGGGGAGCUGCAGUGGGGAACCACAGAGAGCUCGUUUAUUACUAUCCUCGGAAACCGAAGCUUUUGCCAUCUUCAGUUGGUGUUCGACGAGUAUCAGAAGAUUGCUGGAAAGGAAAUCGAAGAGAGCCUGAGGGGUGAACUGUCGGGUGAUUUUGAGAAGCUGAUGCUGGCAGUGGUCCGAUGUGCCAGAAACACUCAGGAAUAUUUCGCUUCCAGACUAUACAAAGCGAUGAAGGGUAUGGGUACGAGGGACAACACUCUGAUCCGAAUCAUGAUUUCCCGCAGUGAGAUCGAUAUGUUGGACAUCAGGGAAGAGUUUAGGAUGAAGUAUGAGAAAUCGCUGCACAAUACGAUUAGGAGCGACACCUCUGGCGAUUACAAGCGAGCUCUGCUGCGACUCUGUGGAGGCGAUGAUGACGCUGCAGGUGAAUUCUUCCCCGAGGCUGCGCAAGUUGCCUAUCAGAUUUGGGAAGUCAGUGCCGUCACCCGAAUGGAGCUAAAAGGGACGGUGCGCCCAGCUCCCGAUUUCAAGCCAGAAGUGGACGCCAAGGCACUCCGCAAGGCGAUGAAAGGAUUCGGCACCGAUGAAGAAACAAUCAUUGAUAUAAUUACCCAGAGAAGCAAUGCACAGAGACAGCAGCUGCGACAGCAGUUUAAAUCUCAACUGGGCAGGGAUCUGAUGGCAGACCUGAAAUCAGAGGUUGGUGGCGUUUUACAAAAGAUCAUUCUGGGCUUAAUGAUGACUCCAGCUCAGUUUGAUGCAAAGCAGCUGCAGAAAGCUAUCCAGGGUAUUGGCACUGACGAAAGGGCCCUGAUAGAAAUUGUGACCACAAGGACAAACCAAGAGAUAAGAGCCAUCAAUGAAGCUUACAAAGAAGCCUACCACAAGAGUUUGGAGGAUGACCUAAGCUCAGAUACAUCUGGUCACUUUAAGAGACUUCUGAUCUCACUGGCUCAGGGAAACAGAGAGGAAGGGGAAGCAGAUCUGACACGUGCCAUGGAGGAUGCAAAGGAAUUGUGCAGCUCAACUGAUGAAGACUCUGGUUCCAUGGAGUCAAAGUUCAUCAGCAUCCUGUGCAUGAGAAGCUACCCACACCUCAGGAGAGUUUUCCAGGAUUACAUUAAACUCACUAACAGAGACAUCGAGCAGACUAUCAAGAACGAUAUUUCUGGAGACCUGAGGAAUGCACUAAUUGCUAUUGUUCGCUCCAUCAAGAACAAGCCAGCAUUCUUUGCAGAACGCCUGUACAAGUCAAUGAGGGGUGCAGGAACAGAUGACCGAACACUGAUCAGGAUCAUGGUGUCCAGGAGCGAAAUUGAUCUGUUAAACAUCCGGCACGAGUUCAAACAGAUGUACGAUGUGUCUCUCUUCUCCUUUAUAGAGGGAGACACUUCAGGAGACUACAGCAAGGUCCUGCUGGCACUGUGCGGUGGUGAGGACUAGAAGAUGUCAACUUGUUGGACCGCGUUGCUGUUGCCCUCUACCUUUGCAGCGAUACAGGGCAAAGGCUAUCAGGCUCCACUGCUGAAGCAGGGCCUGACUGGAUGUCAAUGCGGGCGAGAGGGGAAAGGGAUUGUCACUCUUCCACCCGCCACCUCACACCCCACACAGCCCCCCAACCCCAUGUUUGUGUCUAUCAAAGCACUGAACAAGGAGUUGAGUUUGAUGGUCUUUUAUGCCCUUCUAUAUCACGACUAGUUCAAGGUAUUUAAUGCAGCAAAACACCUCCCAUAAUUUCACAAUCCGAUCAUCAGAUGCCUAAAUUUCUUUAGUCAGCAUUGAGCCCUGGGGUAAAAUGUUUCAAAGUUUCAUGGUCCAGCUCCACAAUUGUGACUCAGCUUCUCCCCGCAACCCCCCCCGCCGCGGGAGCUCUCCCUACCCUCAGCCCUCACCACACCGCCCCCCGCCCCCCACCUCAGUCUGCCCUGCAAUCUGCCUCACUGCCGCAUGCCCAACACCCUCGUCCCUCGUCUUCCCCAAGCUGCACUGGAUCCCGGAGGAUUGCUGUCAAGAUCUCCGACCCUCGUUUUCAAAACAUCUCUCCACGUUGUUCCUGUCCUUCCUCCAGUUAAGAAUCCCCGCCUCCACUUUCCUCCCCUCCCCCAUGGUUCCUGCUCCAAUGUUAACUCCGCGUUCAGCCUCGCCGCUCAGGCCUCGAGAUCUCUCCACCUCGUCACUUCACCCCUGCCUUUCAAAAUCUUCUCGCUCUGACUGUCUACUCUUUGACCUCCCAAGUUUCAUAAAUAUUUCAAUUAAAUUUCUUUAAUUUUACUUUCAAUAUAUAGUUCUCAAAUCAACACUGUUUUAAAGAUUUUUUAAAAACUUGAACUUAUUUUAAAAAUCUUCUCCUCCAUCAGCUGAAUUUUAAAUUAGGCAGCAAAUUUUCACCAUUUGCUGUGCAUCUUCCAAUCCCACUGCCCCUCCCCUAGCCCCAUCUACGCCCCUCCAGCUGCCUGACCCUCCCCACCC
Carcharodon carcharias (great white shark) is the source of this 3188-nucleotide messenger RNA. It is a transcript of the gene anxa6, whose product is annotated as annexin A6. NCBI's taxonomy places the organism in Eukaryota, Metazoa, Chordata, Chondrichthyes, Lamniformes, Lamnidae. Gene Ontology annotation, molecular function: calcium channel activity; chondroitin sulfate binding; GTP binding. The record is from RefSeq and is a predicted model, not a curated record. Gene Ontology annotation, cellular component: cytoplasm; focal adhesion. Gene Ontology annotation, biological process: regulation of muscle contraction; plasma membrane repair; mitochondrial calcium ion homeostasis. The transcript is spliced from 25 exons. Bases 153 to 2162 code for a protein of 669 amino acids.